AUUUUUCCCCCAAAUCGUAAUUUAGACCCAUUGACGCGGUCUAAUUUGAUGUGGGACACCCUGUACUUAAUUUUAUGUAGACUCUUUGGCAGUAUUUGUAACAACUAAUAUUCAAUUUUAGCUGUUUUUUAUUUUGUAUAAACGUGAAGGUUUAAUAAUUGAUUGUGAAGAUAUAAUUCUUUGCAAUACGGUUGUAAUAAAUAAAUACCACUUCGACAUUAAAUAUAUUUAAAACCCUAAACCCCUACCAUGCUCUAAUGCAAUAUGAUGUUGAUAUUCACCGUGUUUAUUAUAAUUGUUCUGAGUUUUUCAACCAAUCAAUCUCAUCCCUGGCAUUUAUUAUUGACUUUUUUUUCGUAGGAGGGACCUGCGUUGAUUUUCAAUUUCUUUUCUACAUUUAAAGAUGGGUGUGCCUGGUUCACUAGCGGUACCCUUAAAAUCUUUAAUUUAUUAAUAAUAUCGAAGACUUUUUGCUUAAAAUUAUAACUUUGAUCAUUUCCAGUAAAAAUCCGGAACUCAAUAGUCACUUAUUCAGAAAAUCCACAGCUAAUAACAAUCCAUUUUGUGGAGAAAAACAUGGAUAUCUCACUUAUUCUGUACGAUAACUGUUGGGAACUCGAAAUACCCUUUAAUAAGAGAAAGUUCACUUUAAAUUACGUUUCUAGUCCCUUUAUUGUGGUUUUGUUUUUUAUUUGAUUUAAAUAUUUCAGAUAAACAUGAGCGUCGCUCGACUGAUCGCCGAGUCGGGUGUUUGCUGGCCCGGCGAGCUCAUCGGUCAACCUGAUCUUCUUAUUUACUGUUCAGACGGGAUACUCACGGGAUCACAGGUUCAACUAGCUGCUGCCAGCACCUGGAUAAAACAGCUCCUGAUUCAAGCUGCUCAGUUUGAAGAUUCAAGAUUUCAGACACUUAUUCUUCCCUUUGUUACAACAAAACAGAUGAAGCAGGUGCUUGACUUGAUGUGUGGUGGAAAUGUAGUUCUCAUGAACUCCGAUAUUCCUCACCUCGUUGAGAUCUCCAGUCUGCUCGGCUGUAUUGGGGAUAUGCUCAAGGAACCCGUGGAACAGAUGAUACUUAGUUCUUUGCCAAAAGAUGAAACUGUCAGCUCCGAAGAGAUUGUACCUGGAAUAGCCGAGGAUGGAGGAGGAGCUGCCCUGGCCUCCGUUCUCAAGUUUCAGCAGAGUGUUGAAAGCGUUCUUCAUGAGAUUCAGAAAGUACAGGAGGAAAGGAUGAAGAGAAUGGAGUGGGAAGAGGAGGAGGAAAAGAAAAGGAACGAGAAUAGAAACUGGAGUAAUAUCUGGCCAACAGCUGGAGGAGAACAAGUCACGCCGGUCAAACCAGAAUCUCCACCUCAGAUUAAAUCGGAUCCAAUUGAUAGUGACGAUUUUGUGGUGGACGACGAUGAGUUCGAUGACGAAGACGAGGAUUAUGUCAGACGAGACUCGUAUAAGCGUAAACGAAGGACGAGUUUUGACCUGGACGAAUUCGAGGAAGCGCUGAUUGAACUCGGUGAAUCGUCGGCUUCAAGGAAUGGAAGCUGUGUAGAGUGUGGACUAUGUGAUAAGACUGUACAUGUACCUGAAGAUAAGAAAACCAAAGCUAGAAUUAAUUUCUUCAAGAAAUUACAUUAUAACAAAUGUUUAAAGAAUAGAACGGAAGGAUUAGACUCUGAGGAUGAAUCAAGAAAUGAGCAAAAUGACCAGGACUGCUUGGAAGAUGUUUAUCUAACUCAUGUCAAACAGAAGGAAGAGGACAAUUUCAGAACUGCUCAGGGACGGAGAAAGGCAGAAGUUCCGCCUAUAGAAACAAUUAGGACAUUCCUGAACGCCCUUGGGAAUGCCACUGUGGUGAAUCGGGGUCACCAGAUUAAGUGUGGACUUUGUGCUAACAAGCUGAGGGUCAACAUCGGCAGAACUAUCAUGGGAAAUAUCAGAUAUUUUGAGCGAACCCACUUCCUCCGUUGUCCAGUACGGAUUGCUAAAGUUGGAAAACCAACACAACUUAUUAGUGAGCAUUUUAUUCCGGGGCGCACACCGAUUACCCGCAUUCUGAAAACAAUUCAUCUUUUUGACUUCAAGCGCGCAGAGAUAGUUUCACAGCUACUAGAAGAGACAGAAAGAGACGUUAAAAGCCAUCAUCCGUUUGAAAGAACGAGCAAGAAAAAGAAAAUGCUGAGGAGAUAUGAGUGA
Eurytemora carolleeae is the source of this 2189-nucleotide messenger RNA. RefSeq lists its product as uncharacterized. The record is from RefSeq and is a predicted model, not a curated record. NCBI's taxonomy places the organism in Eukaryota, Metazoa, Arthropoda, Copepoda, Calanoida, Temoridae. The coding region runs from base 717 to 2189 and encodes 490 amino acids. The transcript has 15 exons.